AUGGCGAAUUCGUUGCAUUCUUCUGAUGGAAACCACGCCCUUCUUCAAGAAGGCGUCGUCGAGAAGCCGGAGCCGGCUGUUGCAGAGGCUCAAGAAAUCCCCAAGAAGCACGAGGGAGGCCAGGUGCAAUGUGAGCUCAAAAUACAGGUGAUUGACGAUACGGCGCUAAUCGAGCAUUCCGCCGCCGCGAAUACGACGAAGGAGGUUGUUAAAGUGGAGAAGAAGCCCAAGCGUAGGGUGCGCAAGUCGAGGAAGAAGAAGGACGCUUUGGAGAGAGCCGCCGGCGAGAAGAAGGGGAAGGAGAGUACUAGUCCGGCGGCGAUGUAUUCGAGGAAGGAGAUGGAGGCGCUGAGGUUUGAGUGUCUGGAGGAUCAGAAGAGGAAGUGGAUUGAGGUGUAUUGCGCUCUUGGUCCGUCCGUGGCGGAGGAGUACGACGCUCUCGUCGAUUCUGCUAAUAAUCAUCAUAAGAACUGCGUCGCCAAUUUGAACUUCGAUCCUAGGCCUCCGAUCCAGAAUUCUGCUAAUUUGUUUGCCGUGGCUGCAAUGGUGAAGGCAAACCCUCUGGUGAUCUCCGCCCAUUGAAGAGUCUCCCCCCAAGCCCCCCGACUUUUUCUGUAAGUACCAACACCGAGAACAUUAUAUACUGCAGUAUAUUACAUGUAUAUGUGUAUGUAUACUUAGCUGCUUAGACCUGUAGUAGUAUCGUCAUUUACUUGUAUAUAAAUAGCUCUUUGCAAUUAGGACUUAGAAUUGUUGUUGAUCACUGUAUUGUACUGUACAGCCUUACUAUAAUAACUGCAACCCAACCCAACCCCUCUUUAGAAAAGAGCAUUGUGCAUUUGUACAUGUUAGGGGGUGAUAUAAGACAUCUACAACUGCCAUAGGUUGUUAUUGUACGUAUGGUUGAAACUGUAUUGUAUUGUGUUGUGUUUCUUGAAUAAACAACUUACAUGUACGUUGUUAUCAA
Molecule: messenger RNA, 967 nt
Organism: Andrographis paniculata
Lineage: Eukaryota; Viridiplantae; Streptophyta; Magnoliopsida; Lamiales; Acanthaceae
Exons: 2
Coding region: 1-582 (193 amino acids)
Source: RefSeq, a predicted model, not a curated record